AUGUGUAUUGUAUAUUGCUUGGCUUUCUAUGAUAAUGAUCUUGAAACAACAGAGAAGGAUACUAAUUUUCAAAAACGAAAUAAUCAAACAAAUUUUAAUCGAUUUCAGAUUAUGGAACAACCAAAUCCAAAUGGAAAAGUCUCCGUGACCGCUUUGUUCGCUUUCAAGGCCCAGAAUACGGAUGAGUUAUCUUUCUCAAAAAACGACGUGAUCGUUUUGACACAAACACCACUUGAAGGUGGUUGGUGGGAAGGCACCUUAGAUGGAAAGACCGGCUGGUUUCCAUCCAAUUAUGUCGAACAUACUGUGAAGAAAACAGAUUCGACACCGUCGACACAAAGCACAUCUUCGCAACAAUGUGUUGAAAUGCAACAGCAUCGUGAAACAAUUUUGGAAUCGUUACUUGAAAGUGAACAACAUUAUAUCUAUGAAUUGGAAAAUUUCACGACCAAAGUCAUCCAGCCGUUGAUUUCAUCUCUUCCAUCAUGGAAUCAAUCAGUUGUUCAACUCGACGGUCAUUGUUUUGACGAAGUGGUGAAAUUCCAUCAUCAUUUUUCUCAUCUCCUACGCGAUUCAAUGAAAACUCAACACCGUAUCGGUGGAAUUUUUCUUCAGUUGGCUCCCAUGUUGAAGCCGAUUUUUGAAAACUAUUGCUAUCAACAUGCGAAAGUCUUGUUUUUACUCAAUCAUAACAAAGAUCAAAUUCUAAAUGUUUUGUCGAAAGUGGAUCCGUAUUAUGGUACAAAUAACGAUAGUUAUUCUCAAUUGAUCAAGAAUCUCUCGUUACCAGUUCAUCGUUUGGAAAAAUAUGCGGCUUUUCUAAAAGAAUAUUUAUACAACCUUGCUGAAUUUCAUAUGGAUCGUGGUGAUGCUCAACGAGCUGCUGAAUAUUAUGCAGAACUAGCCACGUCGGCUGCUGAAUGGCGUAAACGUAAAGAGUGGGAACUUGAUAUAGUUCAUAGUCCUAUUCAUGGUCUUGGUUCUGAUAGUUUAGCAUCUUUUGGCGAUGCUUUGUGUCUUAGUCCAGUGAACGUUCUCAUCGAUAAUAAUAUUACUCAAAUAACAUUCGAACGAAUUGCAAUUCUCUAUCCAACGGCUCUCAUUCUCUUAUCGACUUUAUCAAAUCAACAAGAAUAUCAAAUUGAAAAUCGCUUCCAAAUCAAUCAAAUAACGAUUAGUAAAAUCGUUGAUAUCAGUAAACGUGCUUUAAAAAUCAAUGUUCCCGUGAACCAAUCAUUGAUUAUUUCAUUUGCGAGCAACACGGAGUAUCAUGAUUGGUGCGAGAAAUUCUACACGUUAUUAACAUCGAAAUCGAACACAUCUCAGCAAAUGUUGAAGGCACCCUCGCCAUUGACGGGAACGAAAUCUGCGCCGAUGAACACAGGCAAUGGACCUUCGAAAUUUCCAACUAAAAUGCCGAUCUGGUCAAAAGGAUGCCUACGACCACAUUCGCCUCUACGACCGAAUUCUUCAACAGUGAAUGGAAGCCAUUCACCAAUGCCAUCCUCUAGCGUAGGUACGAGCGAUGGUGCAUCGACGAAUGCAAAUGAAGGCGGAUCGAACCGCACAUUGAAACGAUUCAUGACGAUGAAAAAGCCAAAGACAAAUGAUUUUCUCAAACGAGUGGAAACAAGCGGAGACGAUGCAUUAUUACUCUCAGUUAUCGAAGCCUACUGUGUUACAUCAACCCCUAAUACGACCAAAACAGCAGUUACUAAUUUGAAUGUUCUUCUACCGAAAACAAGACAUUCAGUUCAAGGUAUCGUUGAAUAUGCGAAUCUUCCCAGUUCAUCUCCGAAAAGCGCUGAUAACGAACGACAAACAAUGUAUGACAUGUUGAGUGAACUUCGCUUAGCUUACAAAUCACUUCAGCAAGAACUUGACGAAGAAAAACGAGCACGGAAACAAUUAGAAAGUCAGAUACAAAAGCUCCACGCAGUCUCCUCCGCAAAAUAG
Messenger RNA from Adineta ricciae, 1956 nucleotides. Lineage: Eukaryota; Metazoa; Rotifera; Eurotatoria; Adinetida; Adinetidae. The record is from the annotation of a GenBank genome assembly.